UCUCUCUCUCUCUCUCUCUCUCUCUCUCUCUCUCUCUCUCUCUCUCUCUCUCUCUCUCUCUCUGUAUAUCUUUGUGGUGUGUGUGUAAACAGGAUGAUGGAAGCUCACACUCUUCCUCUGAUCAUCACAUCAUCGUAAGUAACACGCUGUGAUGUUCAGGUCCAUCAUGCAGCUUGAAGAAACCGACAGUGUGUUUGUCGAUCUAAAUUCAGUAAUUCCGGAGACUGAGCUACUGGACAACAGCAUACAGAAGAGUCGAGCACCGCUUCCUCUCAAGAGCAGGAGAAACCGACCAUCACGCUCCCGUCUGACUGACAGCCUGAGCUCCACUGAGGGAGACGAGGGGCCAGACACCAGGUCUGCAGACACACCCCUCCACUCAGCCCCAAUUCACUCGUUCCUCCGUGACUCCACCCACACUCCAGAGCUCUUUCUCUCCUCCUUUGACUCCGCCCUCACACGCCGAUCUCCAGAGGACCCUAAAACUAACCGUUACCAUCAGCUCACCAACACCACGUCCCAUGAUGCACUACUGCCCCCAGUCCCACCUUCCCCCUGCAGGUCAUGUCCCGAAACCUCCCCUGUGCACUUCCGCAGGAGUCGACGCCCUGAAAGUGAAGUGCUUGUGUCAGAUGACAGUCAGGAUGACAACAUAGCCGAGUCUGACAGUCCCACUGUGGUUCUGGAUAAAAAGACCAAACGGAGGUUCCUAGAUUUGGGGGUGACUCUGCGUCGUUCAUAUGUCAGAGUGAAGAAAGAUAAUGCAAAAAGAUUCUCUCUGGGAAGCCGAGAGCUGUGUGAGAACUCCUCCCGCCAUUCGGGAUCCUUUGUGCCUUUUUCCUGGUUCUCAGACAGUCAUCGCUCUUCCUCCACGUCCUCGUCUCCCCGCAUGGUGGCUCACUCCCGCAGCCCGAGCAAGUCCGACUCUCAGGAGUCGGCAUUCAGUGAUGAGUUUUCUCCUAAAAGUCCUCUAGGUCCGUCAGAGUCUCGCUCCUCUCAUCACCCAUAUCAGACUCUGUCCCAGUCUUCAGACGAGCGUGUAGAAGAGCCUCAGUGUGUAGCGAGAUUGUGGAGCACGCAGCAGGUGUGUGAUUGGUUGAAGAGUUUAAACAUGGAGCAGUAUGUCCCCAAAUUCAGGGACAAAGACGUGGAUGGAGAACUUCUGCUGCAGAUGGAUGGAACCAAACUCAAGGCUCUGGGUGUGUUGAACUCGUCGGAUCGCAGCGUAUUGAAGCGUCGAAUUAAAGAUAUCCACGCUGCAGCUGAAAAGGAGAGGAAAGCUCUGGACAAGCUGGAGAAACAGAGAGAGAAGCAGCGGAAGAAAGACCAGGAGCAGAGGAAGAGUUAAAACUGGAGGCUAAAAUGGGCUGUGUUCCAAACGCCCAAAAAAUCUUACUUACUUAAUGUUCUUAUUAAAACAUUGGCCAUUUGAAGAAAAUAUUAGAGCACACUUAGUCCAUUAGCAAGACUUCUCGAUAGCAUGUUAUGGGUGAUUCUUACCCAUAAUGCACCGUUAGCAUGCUUCAGGCUUAGCGGUGAGCAAGUGGUCAUGAGAUGGUUUAUUAACACAGUGUGUAAAGUUCACUAGAUUGUGUUUGAUGUAUGACUUGAGCUCAAACCUGCAUUUAUCUGUGAGGCUUCAGUUAAGCAUGCUCCUGUAUCUUGUAUGCUAACCGCUAAUUAGUGAUUAGCCGAUUAGUUAGCAGUGAUUAUUAAUUUUCUGAACAGAAUAAAAUCUGAUAAUCCACCAGUAGGAACGUUGGUGAAACAUCUCAUUGUUUCUAAUGAUGACACGUGUUAAAUACGGCUAACUGAUUUAAAAAAAACUACAUAGCUAGCAUGCUAGUUAGCUGCUCUCACUGUAGGAGAAACCUCCAGAACGAGGAUCAACAUCUGUACGUGGUUAUGGAGCGUUUUUUUCAUCUGAACAUACAUCUAGAUCUUGUAAAUGUUUUCUGUCAAUCUGAGUGUGCAAAUUUCAUAUGCUAACCCCUAAUUAGCGAUCAGCUGCUUAGCUUGCUGUGAUUUCAUAUUAUUAUGACUUUAAGUGUGUGCUGCUACUUGUGUGUACUUGCUAAUCAGCUGCAUUCUAGUUAGAUAUAAGAUUAGAGGAUUCUGUGUGUUCUACAAUUUUCAGUGUUUCUUGAAAUGGCCAAUGCUAAUAAGAAAAAAAUAGUGACUCUUAUUUGUGCUUGUCACCAAUCAUUUUAUGUUUUAGUGACAACAUUCACACUCGACCCUCAUUGGCCCACUGACGUGCAGUGACGUGGGAUUCUUUUUAUCGCUAUGCAGCACAUGUUGUGUUAUUUACAUUAUUAUGCCUUAUGUGUUAUAUGUGAAAUAUUGCACUUGUCUGUUAGCUUAGUAACAGAUUCACGGCGUGUUGUUGCGCAUGAGGUUCUGCUGUGACUGAGUGUGUGUGUGUGUGUGUAUGUGUGUGAGUGUGUGUAUGUGUGUGAGUGAGUGUGUGAGUGAGUGUAUGUGUGUGAGUGUGUGUGAGAGUGUGUGUGUGUGUGUGUGUGUGAGUGAGUGUACUGUAUGUGUGUGUGUGUGUGUGUGUGUGUGUGUGUGUGUGUGUGAGAGUGUGUAUGUGUUUGUGUGUGUGAGUGAGUGAGUGUACUGUAUGUGUGUGUGUGUGUGAGUGAGUGUAUGUGUGUGAGUGUGUGAGAGUGUGUAUGUGUGUGUGUGUGUGUGAGUGAGUGUACUGUAUGUGUGUGUGUGUGUGUGUGAGUGUGUAUGUGUUUGUGUGUGUGAGUGAGUGAGUGUACUGUAUGUGUGUGUGUGUGUGUGAGUGAGUGAGUGUACUGUAUUUGUGUGAGUGUGUGUGAGAGUGUGUAUGUGUCUGUGUGUGUGUCUGUGUGUGUGUGUGUGUGUGUGUGUGUGUGUUUGACUGUGUGAGUGUGUGUAGUUUAUGUGACAGAGAAAUAUUUAUUGCGGGAAGAACAAAGUAUUUACAGACAUUACAGAGAUAACUGUGUUUAUUAGCAUGAGUUAGCAGGGUGUGUGUGUGUGUGUGUGUGAAACUGAGUGUGUGUGUGACUGUGUGUUUGUGUGUGUGUGUGUGUGUGUGUGUGUGAGACUGAGUGUGAGUGUGUGUGUGUGUGGUUGAAAUGCUCCCUCUUUCCUCUUAGGUGGGAUUUCAUUACUUUAUUAGUGCAAGUCACAUUUGGACGAUUUACUGAAGCUAACUGUGCACAGUGUGUGAUCUGUAUGUCAUAGUGGUGUAGGGCUUAAGGGGAAGUGAACGAGAGAUUGUUAGAAACCGCACUGAAACACGUUUGUCUUCCCGCUUCAUUUCUCUUCAUUCUUGAUUAUUUUUAUUCCACUCGGCUUCACAGAAUAAACCACAAAAAUAAACAUUUUACUAUUUCAGAUGUGGCAUGAAUUAAAAGCACAGUGCAUCAUGUAGAAAAGUAUUUAUUUAUUUAUUUAUUUAUAGCAAUUAUAAAUGAUUUAUUAUCUCGCCUGAAUAAAACUCCAGGUGUGAUAUAACGCUUCAUUAAGCUGUAUUAAACGUGUACUAAACAAUAAGUUAAAGACUUUUAAAAGCUGAGACAAUGUCACAUCACGUUUCACACAAACAUCUACUGCUGCUCACUCAAUAUCUAAAUAAAUCAAAACACAAUCAAA
Tachysurus vachellii is the source of this 3630-nucleotide messenger RNA. Its product is annotated as sterile alpha motif domain-containing protein 14-like. The coding region runs from base 152 to 1348 and encodes 398 amino acids. The transcript is spliced from 10 exons. Gene Ontology annotation, cellular component: actin cytoskeleton; cytoplasm; postsynaptic density. NCBI's taxonomy places the organism in Eukaryota, Metazoa, Chordata, Actinopteri, Siluriformes, Bagridae. Gene Ontology annotation, molecular function: actin filament binding. Gene Ontology annotation, biological process: actin filament organization; neuron projection development; calcium-mediated signaling. The record is from RefSeq and is a predicted model, not a curated record.